This is a messenger RNA of Sungouiella intermedia, 1593 nucleotides long. Lineage: Eukaryota; Fungi; Ascomycota; Pichiomycetes; Serinales; Metschnikowiaceae. The record is from the annotation of a GenBank genome assembly.
AUGGCUGAUUCUACUAGUGUCAUUUCUGAGAAGAAAAUCGAAACAGACGAGUUUGAUGACGUUCAUUCCGUCACCAUCAAUGACUACAUUGCUGAAACCAGACCUUGGUACAGAGUUCCUCACUUGAGACUCUUGUCUUUCUGUAUAUUCUUGAUCACCAUCACUUCCACCAACAAUGGUUACGAUGGUUCGAUGUUGAACGGUUUGCAGUCUUUGAGUCACUGGCAAGAGGACAUGGGCCACCCGGCUGGCCAAAAGCUUGGAGCUUUGAGUAACGGUACUUUGUUUGGCUCUAUUGCUGCUCUUCCAUUUGCUCCAUUCAUUUCCGACCGGUUCGGAAGAAGAAAGGCUAUUUUUGCUGGCCAGUUGAUCACGGUUAUCGGAGGUAUCUUGCAAGGUGUUUCGACAGGUUACGGAUUCUUUUUGGGUUCCAGAAUUGUUCUUGGUUUUGGUUCAUGUAUUGCUACAAUUGGUUCACCAACCUUGAUUUCCGAGUUGGCCUACCCUACCCACAGAGAGUCGUCUACCUUCUGUUACAACAUUUGUUGGUAUUUGGGCGCUAUUGUUGCUUCAUGGGUCACUUACGGUACAAGAAACUUGGAUAGUAAGGCCUCUUGGACUAUUCCUUCCUACUUGCAGUCUGCUUUACCUACUUUCCAGUUACUCCUCUUUUGGAUGGUCCCCGAAUCUCCAAGAUUUUACGUUGCAAAGGGUAGGGUUGAGAGUGCCAGAAAAGUGUUGACCAAAUUCCAUAUUGGAAACUCUGAGGACCCUAGAGACAUUGCCUUGGUGGAGUUUGAGUUGAGAGAAAUUGAGAGUGCAUUGGAGCAGGAGAAAUUGAACUCCAACUCUUCUUACUUGGACUUUAUCACCAAGAAGAAUUUCAGAAAGAGAGGUUUCUUGGUCUGUUUUGUCGCCAUCAUGAUGCAGCUUUCCGGUAACGGUUUAGUCUCGUACUACUUGGUUAAAGUGUUGGAGUCCAUUGGUAUUACUGACGCUACCAAACAAUUGGAGAUUAAUGGUUGCUUGAUGAUUUACAACUUUGUUAUCUGUGCUACCUUGGCAUGUGUCGUCAGAUACUUUAAGAGAAGAACCAUGUUCAUUUUCUGUGUCUCUGGUAUGUUAUUGUCGUACGUGAUCUGGACCAUUUUGUCUGCCCUCAACCAACAGAAAAAUUUCGAGGACAAGUCUUUGGCUAACGGAGUUCUUGCCAUGAUUUUCUUCUAUUACUUGUUCUACGAUGUCGGAGUCAAUGGCUUGCCAUUCUUGUAUCUUACCGAGAUCUUACCUUACUCCCACAGAGCAAAGGGUAUUAAUCUUAUGCAAUUUUGCAUGUUCAUCGUUUUGGUCUACAACGGUUACGUUAACCCAAUUGCCAUGGAUGCCAUUGAAUGGAAGUACUAUAUUGUGUACUGUUGUAUUCUUGCCGUGGAGCUCUUGGUGGUUAUCUUCACCUUCCCAGAAACUUCCGGUUUUACUUUGGAAGAAGUUGCUCAGGUCUUCGGUGAUGUUGCUCCAGAAAUGGCCAACAGACACGUUUCCACUGUUGAGACUACUAACAAGCGUUCCUUGGAGCAUGUUGAGGAGGUUUAA